Lacerta agilis (Sand lizard) is the source of this 897-nucleotide messenger RNA. RefSeq names its product integrase/recombinase xerD homolog. The transcript has a single exon. The record is from RefSeq and is a predicted model, not a curated record. Gene Ontology annotation, molecular function: DNA binding. Gene Ontology annotation, biological process: DNA integration; DNA recombination. Bases 1 to 897 code for a protein of 298 amino acids. NCBI's taxonomy places the organism in Eukaryota, Metazoa, Chordata, Lepidosauria, Squamata, Lacertidae.
AUGCAGGGAGUAUUGGCCUCAGUCGCACCUUCCACACUUAGGUCCUACACAAAAGCAUGGUCCGAUUUCUUAACAUACCGCACACAAUAUUUGCGUAUUCAUCAGCACACACCCCCCUCCACCAGCCACGUCUUGCAGUACUUAGUCCACCUGCGCAACCAAGGACGUGCCCCAAAAACACUGAAAAUCCAGGCAGCUGCCAUUUCAUUUUUCGCAAAAUCCAUGCACUUCCAUGACCCAUGCGCUGAUUUUGUAGUUCGAAGGGCGCUUGAGGGUUGGCGUAGAUUGCAACCUCCAAGCGUGGAUGGCCGCCGGCCUAUCACCUACGAACUCCUCUGUAAGAUCCGUGACAAAUUGCGCUCCAUAUGUUGGUCAAAAUACGAAGCCAGGCUUUUUGCAGCAGCCUAUUCAAUUGCGUUUUUUGGGGCACUAAGGGUGGGGGAAGUAGUCCAUGAGGGUGACCCAGGCCCCCUAUCCCGAGGCUUACAGCUCAGCGACAUCCAGCUUUCAGCAACUGAGUUGGUGGUUUAUAUCCGUCGUUCAAAAACUGAUCAGAGGGGAAAGGGCGCCAUGGUUCGAUUGCCGGCAACUAUGCAGAGUGGCCCAUGUCCCGUGAAAGACACAAAAAGAUUUCUCGACCUUAGGCCCCCUGGUUCCGGUCCCCUCCUAGUGCAUGAGGAUGGGUCCCGUUUGGCCAGACAGCAGUUUACUCGGGUGAUGCGUAUGGCUAUCGGAGCUUGCGGUCUCCCAGCCAAGGAAUUUGCUGCUCAUUCCUUUAGGAUCGGCGCAGCUACCGCUGCCUUUCACUGGGGAUUGUCAACAGAUAGCAUAAAGACCUUGGGGCGAUGGAGUUCUAAUGCUUUCAAAAGUUACAUCCGUGCUGGCUCAUCGGUUUGA